Haliotis rufescens (red abalone) is the source of this 767-nucleotide messenger RNA. RefSeq lists its product as uncharacterized. The transcript has 3 exons. The record is from RefSeq and is a predicted model, not a curated record. Bases 171 to 518 code for a protein of 115 amino acids. Lineage: Eukaryota; Metazoa; Mollusca; Gastropoda; Lepetellida; Haliotidae.
UUAUGACUUGUAUGACUCAUGUUUGUUUAUUGCCUAAAUGCGUUUCGAGGAAACGUAAGGCAUCACUUUCUGUUUAUCAAUAUAAAGCCUCUAACCUAGCGACUACAACAUAACUACAUGUAAACUCAUUUCCUGACCGACAAGAAAGGGCGCGUUCCGGAAGUCAAAACAUGGCAACUAUUACCUUUUACCACUACACCAACAAGGCUGGGAAGGACGCUAUCGUCCGUCAGAAACGAAUACGCGCAAGUGAUGGGGCCAAGGAUGCAGUGUUUGGAAGAGGUGUGUACGGAACAACCCUUUCUCCGUCUUCAGGACUCAAGAAAAUAAUCUAUAACAAUUGGGAUGGUCGUGUCGACCCAACCAAGGGGAUGCUGGUGAGAGCGGCCUGGGCAAUCAAGGUGGAGCUACCAAAAACCGACGUUAAAGAAGCUGGGUCAGAGCGAGAUAUCUUGAUUUACACUGGCGGUGACCUUCAACUUGACGAUUACGUCUGGGAGGUCAUCCAGGUUGCCUAGAAGUGAACGAGGACAUGGGUUCAUUACAUAAUUUAAGGUUUCAAUUCCUGACAAACUUAAUCAGAAAGAUAUGCUUUAAGAAGAUUCCGUGUCACAGGAUAACUGAGUGCAGGGUAUACACUAUGUAUGUGUUAUGCUGAAAACCAGGUGUGCCGGACAUGUAGAGAUCACACCAGCUACCUACAUGUCACUCAGGUGCUUAUUUUGUUACUAGCUCAGCUAAGCAGUAAACGUUAAUCUUAAAUUGUG